This is a messenger RNA of Penicillium concentricum, 1461 nucleotides long. RefSeq names its product putative histone deacetylase SIR2. Bases 1 to 1461 code for a protein of 486 amino acids. The transcript is spliced from 5 exons. Gene Ontology annotation, molecular function: NAD+ binding. NCBI's taxonomy places the organism in Eukaryota, Fungi, Ascomycota, Eurotiomycetes, Eurotiales, Aspergillaceae. The record is from RefSeq and is a predicted model, not a curated record.
AUGGAUUUGGUACCAGCCCCAAAAGGAGAGGCUUCGCUGAAGACCACCGUGGUCGAGGUAGAGGCCGUAGAUAUGGAGGAACAGUACCCCAUGGACGACGACGCGCCGGACCUCGCACUUGAGAUUUCGUCGGAUUUGGAGACGGACAGUGAUGAUUCUGAGGGAUGGGAUAGUCUGUCUAACUGCGAUGAGGCGAUCCAGUUCCUACGCGAUGACCAGAUCCGCGACGGCCUCGUUCCCGGUGCUUGUACUCUAGAAGAGGCGACUGCAUAUCGACAGCGUCUACAUGCGAUUGGCAAGGCGGCGUUCGUGGAAGAGACCAUCCUCCGCCAAACCGUCACGGCCAAAAAGCUGUGCACGGCGUUUGGAAUCGCACCCCCGGCAUUCCUCGACGGUGCACCAGAUGAGUCUUAUCAUUCUCUUCUAGCGAUCGCGAUCUCGCGCGAGUUCUCCCGGAGGCCCAAGCUUCCCCAGUACAACUCCAUCGACGAUGCUGUUCGGCUCCUUCGCGAGUCUCGGAACAUCAUCGUUCUGACAGGCGCAGGUAUCUCGACUAGCCUGGGCAUCCCCGAUUUCCGUUCUAAAGAUACCGGGCUCUACUCAAAACUGGCGCAUCUGGGCCUGAGCGACCCCCAAGAAGUCUUUGAUAUCCAUGUCUUCAGGGAGGACCCGAGCGUUUUCUUUUCGAUUGCCAAGGAUAUUCUCCCGACGGAAAAGAAAUGGUCGCCCACCCAUGGGUUCAUUCGGCUUCUACAAGACAAGGGGAAGCUGUUGACCAACUACACGCAGAAUAUCGAUAACAUUGAAGCAAAUGCAGGGGUACUCCCGAAAAAUAUUGUACAAUGCCAUGGAUCCUUUGCGACGGCCACCUGCGUGAAGUGUGGGUUCCAUGUCCCUGGCGACGCGAUCUUCGAUGAAAUCAGAGCCGGAAACAUCCCCCACUGCACCGUCUGCAAGGAGAGAAUCGCAGAAGAAGAACUAAAGCCGCAAGGUCUCAAGCGCAAACGAAGUUCCAAUGGUCAGCAGAAAGACCGCAAGGUCUCCGAUGACAGUUCGGAUGAGGACGACUAUGAAAUCCCGACUCCUGGAGUAAUGAAGCCUGAUAUCACAUUCUUUGGCGAGGAUCUGCCCGAUGAGUUUGGUGAACGUCUAAUUCACCAAGAUCGGGAAUUAGCAGACCUAGUCAUUGUGAUCGGAACCUCGUUGAAGGUAGCCCCCGUGGCCGAAGUGCCGGGAAUCCUACCUCGCCAUGUCCCGCAGAUCUACAUAUCGCGCACUCCGGUGACACAUACCGAGUUCGAUAUUGAUCUCUUAGGUGACUGUGACGUGGUGGUAUCAGAACUUUCUCGUCGGGCCGGUUGGGAUCUACAACAUCAUAUGAUACCAGCCGAUGAGAAAGUGGAUAUUACCCCGGUGGAGGGAUAUGAAUCACGACAUAUUUUCAAGGUAGUCGGUGCAUAG